Molecule: messenger RNA, 1449 nt
Organism: Salarias fasciatus (jewelled blenny)
Lineage: Eukaryota; Metazoa; Chordata; Actinopteri; Blenniiformes; Blenniidae
Product: chemokine-like protein TAFA-2
Exons: 5
Coding region: 220-606 (128 amino acids)
Molecular function (GO): receptor ligand activity
Source: RefSeq, a predicted model, not a curated record
UCCCUCUCUUUGUGCUGGCCGGCCCCGGGAGGUGGAUGGUUCUUCUAUAACUUUUCCUGCUCCAGUCGAACCCGAGCGGCCGGUGCCAGAGCGCAGCCGCUUCGCCGUGCAGUGCGGACGGGGAUGCGCGCCUCUCCUCCGGGUCGGAGAGCGGAGCGGCUAUGAGGAGAGACGUUCACCUGCUGGGCUAACGGAACUGGACCACACCGCAACAACAGAAUGCGGGAACGGGGCCCAUGCAUUUGCGGAGUAGGUGUGUGGAGUCUACUUCUGUCCCUCUGCCUGGCCUCCCUCACGCACGCACACCGCAGCCACACAGUGCACGUGAAGGCGGGAACAUGUGAGGUGAUCGCCGCCCAUCGCUGCUGCAAUAAGAACAAGAUCGAGGAGAGAUCUCAGACCGUCAAAUGCUCCUGUUUCCCUGGACAGGUUGCUGGCACCACUCGAGCGAUGCCCUCCUGUGUUGACGCCUCCAUCGUAGCCCAGAAGUGGUGGUGUCAGAUGCAGCCGUGUAUGGAAGGCGAGGAGUGCAAGGUUCUCCCAGACCUCACAGGAUGGAGCUGCAGCACAGGCAACAAAGUCAAGACCACCAAGGUGACCCGAUAGUCCUGCUCAUCUCAAGGCGGCGAGCGAGGGAUGGAGUUGGAAAUACUGACACAGCACAAUGGACCUAUCAAGCUGAGAGGAAACACACUCAGACGGACUUCUACGAGGAAUCAGCAUCUGUUUCAUUUUCCCGGGGACAUGUAUCUCAGAGAUGCUGGCUGAAGAGAGAGGACUCUGACGCUGUCGGCCAUCACUUUAAACACAACUGAGUGUCCUCGGUCCUUCAUACGGGAGGACUGCUUCUCCCUCAAUCCUUUAAUGCUUCUACGAUCGAUAACAGAAUGAACUAUGACCUAAACAGCACUUGAUUAGAUGACUUUAAAUGAAAAAAAAAAAAAACAUCUUUACAACAAUCUAUAUUCACCAUCUCUCUUCUAUGGCUGAGUUGUGUUCCAUAUGCAUUCUGGGAAAUGGGGGGAUCUGGACUUGGGCCAGUCGUCCUGUAUUACAACCAACAUGAAAAAAAAAAACAAAAAACGAAUGGAUCCAGACUUGUCUGAUGUAGUCUGGAAGACGCGUUUAAGUUUAAUUGUGCCACAUUUGACACACUCAAUGCUGUCAAAAGGAGCUUUUUCUUUCUUCAGAUUUCACCCUUCAUGAGAAUAUUUUACCCUGAAUAUUUUGUGGCUUACCACAUGCCAUUUUUUUUAAUGCAGAGACAGUUUAUCCAUCUUUUUUUUUUUUUUUUUUUUUUGGUCAUUUAAUUUUUCUUUCUUUUUAGACAAAGGACAAAAAUCCUUUCCGGGAUAAAGUUAGACUAAUACUGAGUAGUUGUUAUGGUAUAUUGAAACAUGUAAACGUGUAAAAAAAAAAAAAAAAAAAAAAAAACAAGAAAAAAGAAAA